Saccostrea echinata is the source of this 6474-nucleotide messenger RNA. RefSeq names its product histone lysine demethylase PHF8-like. Gene Ontology annotation, molecular function: transcription coregulator activity; histone demethylase activity. The transcript has 22 exons. Lineage: Eukaryota; Metazoa; Mollusca; Bivalvia; Ostreida; Ostreidae. The record is from RefSeq and is a predicted model, not a curated record. The coding region runs from base 8 to 2767 and encodes 919 amino acids. Gene Ontology annotation, biological process: protein demethylation; regulation of transcription by RNA polymerase II.
UUUCAACAUGGCGUCAGAAGAAGAGACUGUGUACUGUUUAUGUCGAAAACCUUACGAUGAAAACGAGUUCAUGAUUGAAUGUGAUGUUUGUAAGGACUGGUUUCACGGAAGUUGUGUCGGCGUACAAGAGUACCAAGCAUCUGACAUUGAGAUCUACCAUUGUCCAAACUGUCAACUGACACAAGGACCUUUAGUGUUGAAGAAGAGAAGGAACUGGCACAGACAUGAUUACUCAGAGCAGGAGGAUUCCUGUAAGGCAGUGCAGACAGGAACAGUUGUUUUUAUAAAAGAAUUAAAAAACAGAACUUUCCCUAGUGCUGAUGAGAUUCCUAUAGCGCGGCUCCAUGGAAGUGAGUUAAAUAUAGAAUACUUUAAGAAGCACGGUUUUAAUGUUCCAAUCGUCGUAGAGAAGAAAGAUGGUUUAGGACUGGUUGUUCCCCCUGCUCAGUUUUCCAUACAGGAUGUGGAAAAUAAUGUUGGCUCAAUGAGAGAGAUAGAUGUUAUUGAUGUAUCGAAGCAGGAGGAUUAUAAAAUGUUGAUGAGGGAAUGGACGGAGUAUUAUAACAGUCCAAACAGACACAAAGUGUACAACGUCAUCAGUCUGGAGUUCUCCAAUACAAAGAUGUCAGAGCUGGUCUUCCCUCCCUCCAUCGUCCGCGACUUGAGUUGGGUCAGUAAUUAUUUCCCGGAGCAGCUGCCUGAUGACUGCACGUACACACGGCCUGAAGUCCAGAAGUACUGUCUGAUGGGGGUCAGGGACAGCUUCACAGAUUUCCACAUUGACUUCGGGGGGACGUCGGUCUGGUAUCACAUUCUGAGGGGUGAAAAAAUUUUCUACCUAGUUCGACCCACACAAGCCAAUCUAUCAUUAUACGAGUCUUGGGUGUCGUCAUCCAAUCAGAGUGAGACAUUUUUCGGAGACCAGGUUGACGUAUGUUAUAAAUGCGUCAUCAAGCAGGGGCAGACCCUCUUUAUCCCUACUGGUUGGAUCCACGCUGUGUUCACGCCGAUCGACUCCCUCGUGUUUGGCGGGAAUUUCCUCCAUGAUUUUAACAUUUCACUACAGCUUCAGGUUUAUGACAUAGAGAGGAGAAUCAAGACCCCAUCCAAAUAUUUAUUUCCUAGUUUUGAGACUACCCACUGGUACGCAGCCAAACAUGUCCUGGAUGUCAUCAAAGAUUACAUUGAAGAUUGCAGGCGACCCCCGGAAUAUCUACUGAUGGGGGCCAAGUCUCUGGCCAUGCACCUGAAGUCUUGGACACAGCGGAAAGAUUUAAACAACUCCUAUCUCUUCUUGAAGGAUGCCAAACAUGAUGUUCCUGAGCACCUGAAUUAUGGCCGUCUUCUUAAGGACCUGCAGAAGGAAAUCCGGGCCUUCGACACCUCGCCGAAAGUUAGUCCAGUGAAACUGAGGACAAAAGGAGACAGGUUAAAGGUCGAGAAAGUACGAGGGGAGAAAAAGAAGAAAAAGAAGAACCUCCCGACAAAGAAACAGAUGAUGAAUAUAGACCUUCUACAUCAGCACACGACGGAAGCUCUACAGGCCAUGGACGAGGAACGCAAGUCAUACUCGAAUACGGAUGAGGACUCCAAUUCAGCUUCAUUAAAAGUCAGAAUUCCUAAGGCAGGGGCAUAUCUAGAUUCCAUGACAAAAAAGGAGAAAUUCGUGAAGUUAGAUCCAGAUAUCAAACAAGAGAAGGAUGAUCUAGGAAUAGGGCUCAAACUGAAAGUGUCAAAGGGCAAGAUAAUAAGUGAUGCUAAAGGAAGGUCUGGUCACUCGAGUCAGAGCGGGGAGAAUGAGGAGAAUGACAGUGACACAGACAAUCUAGUUGUGGACGAGAACCCAAGGAAAAACAAACGACCAAUGGGAUCUCCCUCCUCAGCAUCCACCAUGAAACCAGGCUCGCUCAAACUCAAGUUGUCUUUUGCUGGUAAGGCCCUGCCCCCCGACAACAUGUUGGGACACGAGAGUACCCAGGAGUCUGAGACUGCCACCAGUCAAAGUGAACCAGAGGAAUCCCCGGGAAUCCCCCGCGCAAACCUUCCCACAAUUCAGGGCGGACUUAACUGCAGCAUCUCGGACAUCCUAGAGGCCAGUGGUUACGGAACAGAGACAGAUUUUAUUGUGGACAAUGAGAGGACAUCAUCCCCAAGCAUGAGGGAUGCUAUCCAGGGCAUGCUGUCCAUGAGUCGAAUGGGUGAUGGGCAGCAACUGUUCCGCGACAAACGGUCCACCACAGUUCAGCGACUUCAUAACAGAAAUCAGAUGAUAAUGGAGGAGGAGGCUAAGCUAGAACAGUGUUAUAAAGACGAGGAAUUCAUUUAUCCAGGCUUGGAUUUGUCAGAUGAUGAAAUGGAGCAGGUCCGAGACUCUAAAGGAUCUCGAGAUGACAACUGGAAUCCUAAAGCUCGAGUCCACGUGUCUGGUGUGAAGGGAGAAAGACCACACAGGGAAGGGGUGAAGAAAGAGGCAGUCGAGCAAGUCCUGGCAGCUGCGGCAGCAAAACCAGCACCACCAAAGCCAAAGAAGCCAAGAAAACGAUUAAAAUCAGAAAGUUUCUCAGAAAGUGACUCCAGUAAUACACCGGGAACUGCCUUAUCCUCCUCCGCUCCAGGUUCAGCAUUCCGUCCAAACCUAGUCAAACCAGUCACCUCUCAGGGAGAACCAUCAAGUCCUGUCAAAGCCAAAAAGCCAAAGAAAGGAUUAGCCACAGCAAAACAGAGACUUGGGAAAAUUCUUAAGAUCAAUAAGCUUGGCAUGUUCUGAUCUUAAAGUUCUCAGUAAAACAACCUCUCAAACCUCCAGUAAGACUUGUUCUCCCAUUGUUCAGAUCUCCAAGAAUGCAUUGUAUUUUUUUUAAUCAUUAUUAGAAGUUCCUUUUAUUAUGUCAUUAAAUUUCAAGGCAUUGAAUCUUAGAAUUGCCCAAUUCCAUGGACUUCUUGCUCUAAAACCAUUUUAAUUCUGUUUUAGCUACUUACAGAAUUUUUGUUACUGUCACAAUUGUAUGAUUCAAGUAACUGAAAGUCUUAUUAUUUUAGAAUGUAUAUUUUUGAAUCAGAAAAGAAAAUAGAGAUUGAUCUUAAUAUGCAUUCAGUGAAGUACUGUUGAAGGGUAAGAGAAAUGUGGUAGAAUUAGGGACAUGAGUACAGACUCUGUUGUUAUUUUUCUGCUGUGCAGAUGUAAGCCUAGCAAUAAACCGAUCUCAGGACAAAUCAUAUACCCAGCCUAACAGCUAUGUGCUGUAAAUCAGCUACAUAACUUUAUUGGUCUAUUCUUAAACAUUGGCUACCAGCAAUUUACUGUAAUUAUAACUUCAUUCUGUUUGCUUGAACCAUUAAGUAUUUGUUUUUAUUGUACUUCCAUGAAGUAAUUGUUGUGUUGUACUUAAGAAGUAUAUGUUUAUUUACAGACUGUAUUAAAAAAAAAAUAAGAAACAGCAUUUUAUAAAUAUCUUGGAGCAUUGAUUCCUGGAUAAUUAUUGCUUUGGAGCAUGGAUACCUGGGUAAUUAUUGCUUUAAAGCAUGGAUUCCUGGGUAAUUAAUGCUUUGAAGCAUGGAUUCCUGGGUAAUUAAUGCUUUGGAGCAUGGUUUACUUGGUCAGUUAAGCUAAUUUUCGCUGUCAAGCUACUGUAUAUGUACACGUUUUCCAUUUUGUAAAGUGUCAUUCUACCCGGGUAUUUUUAUUUUUUGUUUGUUAAUUAAAUCGAAGUAGUACAUGUAAGUACAUGUAAGUAUUUAUAAUAAGAAAAAGCCAUUGUUAGGCAAAACAUUAUUUCUCAUAUGAUUAUUUUUUUAUAAACCAAGCAUAAACUAUGUAAUUCUAUGUGUAUUAACAGGAAAGCAUCAGAUUUAUUGAGAUACUGAUAUCAGGGUAAUAGUUGAAAAAAAGUGCAGGUAGGUUAGUCUUUUAAUAGAGGCUACAAUUGUUAGAUUUGGUUUCAUUGCCAAAUAUCUCAGUUUAUAGACAAUUUAUGGUGAAGGUUUUACUUAAUUAGUGUUAUAAAAUAUGAAUCUCAGAGGGGGGUGGAUAACUUUUUUUAAAAUGUUAUUACACGUAUAUAAAAAACAAGUUACCCCCUGAAUAAGAUUUGGUGAGGUAGGAAUCAUUUCCAUCUUUCUUCCCUUUUGAUUCUAUGCCACAACCUUAUCGUGGAGAAAUAUUUGAAACUCUUUGAGAACAAAGUUUUACCAUGACAAGUGGGGAGAGUUAUGAUAAUGUUUCAAGGGCAUUGGAGCCAAGGACAGGGUUCAAGGACUCUUAAGGAGAAAAGUCAAAGGUCAUGCAUGACUUAAAGGUUUCUAAUAACCAGAAAGAAUGCUUUGUCCCUUAACCAAAGUCAUUUGGAAAAUUCCGAGAUAUAAUUUUGGUUAGAAGAACCUAAGGUAAUGUAAAUUUAUGUAAAUUUAUUCAAAGUUGGGUUUUGUAAACAAAAACAUUAGCUCUUGAGAGCUAUUUCUGAAGAGCCAAGGCCAAUUAGAAGGUUCAAAAUUCUGUUUCCUGGUUAAAGCUAUGUUAUGCAGAGAUUUCAGAAACUUGAACUCGACACAAGAAACUCUAAUGACCAGAAGAUAAUUGAUUAAUGGAACAAGAUCAAGAUGGAGUAAAAUGUCUGUGUUUCAAAGUGCAAAUUUUCAAAUACUAUUAGGCUUCUUUUGAAUCUGAGUGUAUGUAGUUGUUCUUUGGACGUUUUUAGUUCUAUCUAGGUAUUAUUAAACAUUUAUGUUCCUUAUUGAUUGUAGAGUAGUCAAGUAGAGGUGGGCUGUAUGAAUUUGAUUAUAUAAAGCACAAGUAAACUGCUGAUCCAAGUUUUUAUUUUGUAUUGAUUGAAGUAAGCUUUACUGUACAGUCAUGUACUUGUCAAAGACUAUUCAGAAUGUAGCUGAAACACAGGACGGGGAGUGUUAUUCACUACUGUGGAAUCAUCAUUGUUCGUGGGGGAUCAAUGUUUGUGGAUUUGGUGGGUAACCCUUACCCAUGAAUUUACAUCCCCACGAACAAUUAUUUUGUCAACGUACUGAUUAAUUAAAUCAACAAAAUAAAUGUGCUGCCCACGAAAUUACAUCCCCACGAACCAAUAAAAUUUUGUUUGCCCACGAACAUUGACUCCCACGAAUUUAAAUGAUUCCACAGUAUCAUGAUUUAGACCAGUACUUCUAUGUAAAAUAUUUUGGCGGUAUUUAUGAAUGAACGCACAAGAAAGUGCACCGCAGGUGCCUCAUAAUAAACCCUGAAUACACACACAGUAUUUGUAGGAGUUUGGUUACAUGUUGCUAACUUAUUUGUUUUGUAAAGUUUUUAAAUGCAUUAUGUAAUUUUAGUAUAUUCUAUUUAUUAUUUUCUGAUAUUAUAAUUACUUUCCUGUACAGUCAAUUUGUACAUAAAAUACAAAUCAUACUGGAUUUUAUAAUAGAGAUAUCAAAAAUAUUUUAGAAUUUUUCAUUGUGUUUCUUAUGUACAGUAUAAUUGUUUUUUUAUUUUUGCGAAGUUCUAAAAUCUGGGUUAGGACACAAGGCACAGUGUAUAUUUAGCAUUGGUUUAAAUUAUCCGUGAAAUUCAUUAUCUAUUUCUGAUAUAAAUUCUCUAUAUUGAGAAUUGCUUUGUAAUGGAAUAGAGCAAAAUAUCAUAGAUUAUCAGAAUCUUAAUUAAUUUAGUAAAAUCAAAAUUAGCAAUAAGUAGUAAGUAGUCUAUUUUUUAAAUUACUGAUUGAAAAACCCUCACAACAUUUAGAUAUCAUACUAUAGUUCUGUGUCUACAGACCAGUUCCUGAUUCUGGGUGUCAUACUGCAAUAAUUUAUGUCAGUUUUGUUAAUAUGUAUUCUUUAAUGCUGUGUACAAAUUCCUGACACAUUGCUGAGUGGUAGAGGUAUGGAAACUGGAAACUUAUAGGAACUGUAAUAUAACUGAUUCUUUAUUUUAAAAAAUGAUUUGAAGUAAACAUAAUUAUUGUAAAGGAAAAAAAAUCUAUCAGAUGUUAGGGUACCAAGAAAAUUGUGGUUUGUUUGUUAUUUUUUAAAUUUGUUUUUGGUUUUUUAAUCCCCACUUGAUUUUUUGGUUUUUUAAUCCCCACUUGAAUUUCAUGCUUAAGGAUUUUAUUUAAGGUUUGUGUUUUGUUUUCGAUUUCUCUUAUAUUACAAACCUUGUAAAGUUAAUCUUUUUAAAACACAAAGGGAAUGAAUUCUGUGUUUAAAUUCUCUUUUUCAUCAGUUUCUAAAUCUUUACCAACAUUGUAAAGUUUGCUCAAUUCCUAGAAUUAAUUCUUGCAAUAACUUUGACUGCAUGAUGCUGUAAAAAAUCAUAUUAGUUAAACUCAGUUCGUUCAAGAUCUGUCACUUUAAAAUAGAAAUAAAAGUAGAAUAUAACUUUAAGAUUAUGUUUACAGACCAUUUGUUGAUCUAUGAAAGUGUUUAACCUCAACAAGGCAGCAUUUCACAAAAUAUUGUACAUAAGAUGUAAAUAAACCUGAGAUAAAUCUA